GUCACGUUGGAGCAUCUGAAGGAGCUGCUGGCGGCGGCUGCGGGCGCGGGGUCGAGCGCGGUGGCGACUGAGCGUUGUCUUCGGGCUGCGUUAAGCACUGGGGCGGUGGGGGUAAUGGUGGACGCCGUGGACGAGCUGUGCCCGGCCUUCAAGGACAAGGUGCUGCGUCUGCUGCAGCUGCUGCUGCAGGAGACGAAGGCGGCGCCCGUGUGGGUGUCUUCGAGACCGGAGUGCGAGUUCUUGGCGGCCCGGUUCAACGAGACGCGCGUCGGCAGCCUGCCCGCCCAGGAGAGCGCGGCGCGGGUGCUGGACGCCAUCGCUAACCGCGUGCCCGAAGACACGGAGGCA
This is a messenger RNA of Gryllus bimaculatus (two-spotted cricket), 348 nucleotides long. The record is from the annotation of a GenBank genome assembly. NCBI's taxonomy places the organism in Eukaryota, Metazoa, Arthropoda, Insecta, Orthoptera, Gryllidae.